Fraxinus pennsylvanica is the source of this 951-nucleotide messenger RNA. NCBI's taxonomy places the organism in Eukaryota, Viridiplantae, Streptophyta, Magnoliopsida, Lamiales, Oleaceae. The record is from the annotation of a GenBank genome assembly.
AUGUCAACUUCGAAUUUGGAUUCGUCUUCAUCAGUCACUGAAUCUGUGGACAUUCCCCGUUUCCAUCACACCCCAUUUUACUGUGAGGAGAACGUAUACUUGCUAUGUAAGAAGCUAGCUGCGGAUGGAAUAGCAAGAUCGGAUGGUUCUGACCUCUUUGUUAUUUUCAUUUCCAAUGAAAAUAAGCAGAUUCCAUUGUGGCAUCAGAAGGCUAGCCAUAGAGCGGAUGGGGUUAUUUUGUGGGAUUACCAUGCUAUCUGCAUACAGAAAAGAAAAGAUAGCAACCUGCCUCAUCUAGUGUGGGAUUUAGAUUCAAAACUUCCCUUUCCGUCUCCACUAUCCACAUACGUUUCUGAAACUAUUCGGCCUUCAUUUCAGCUGUUUUCGGAGUUUCAGAGGUUCUUUCGGAUUGUGCACGCACCCAUAUUCCUUCGAUCUUUUGCAUCUGAUAGAAGACACAUGAAAGAUACUGCAGGAAACUGGCUUCAUCCCCCGCCUUCAUAUGAAGUCAUUGUUGCUGAAGAUGGAGCUGUGCACAACUUGAAUGAAUACAUGGAAAUGACCUCUGCUGAUGUUGUCAAAAGCAUCGGAGAAGAUACUAAGGAUAACGUAUAUGCCCAGAGACUCGGUGUCCUGCUGCUAUUCUUUGCUAGAGAUACAACAAUUGCCCUCGGAGCUGUUGCAUCUGGUAAUGGAUCAGCACUAGCAAAGAUAGGUUGCACUAAUUACAAUCUGACAGACCCUUCAGCCGAGGAAGAGUCUAUUGUGGAAACAUUUUUAACCAUCGUGUUGGAUUCGUCUUUUCAACUCGUGUCCCCUAGUAAACCAGGUGGACCAGGUCUGGCUCAGACAUCAGCCAUCAAGGACUGUGUAGCAUUAACAAGACAGAGAGUGAAAGAACUUCGGAAGACUCUGAAUGAAGCCAUUUCUGAUAUGGAAAUGGAACAGUAG